ACGAUGUUGUCAUUCGUUCGCGGACUGUUCCUGGAUAUGGAUCGCCAGCGAGACAUAAACCGGGAGCGUUUGGAGGCCGAGAACAACUUCCUGGACCAGGAGAUCAUCCAGGAGGACAUGAAGCGCAACGUCCAAGACGGCGAAGCGGUGCAGAGCGAUACCAAGGACCAAGGUGGAAGCGAUGAUGAGGCGGAGGAUGGCUUGGAGAUCGACUUUUCCAAUCUGAACAUUAAGAAUGACAAGUCGUGCUCCUCGCGGAAGGGAGUCAUCACUCGCUUGAACAUCGACGGAGGAGUCAUAGAUCACUCCUUGGACUUUACCACUAAGGCGGCGGAUGGCAUCUACCGGGAGCUGCAUGUCGGCUCAACGGUGGAGUAUCUGACCUACAGGAAGACCCCCAAAGAAUCGGAGAUCGUGGUGAAGCUAAUCCGGAUUAUCGAGCAUGUCUGGGAGGACGUAAAUGACGAAAAGAUCAAGGAGUCAGUGGAGACGUUGAGGAACGAGAAGCCCACCUACUUCAACACCCAACUGCGCAAUGUCAUGGGCAUCAUUAACAAAAGACUUGAGGCGGCCAUCGAGGUGGAGACUGAGUACGGCGACGAGACGAUUGAGCUGGACAAGGUGGAGCUGACCUUUGUGCCCCGCCAGGGAGACCGCGUCUGCCUGGAGUGCAAUGUCCAGCUGGACGACGACUAUGUGGACAAGCAGGGCCAAAUCCUGCAGGUGACCCGAGUGUUUCCGGCCCGCGUCGAACCCUCCCAGAAGUGCAUUGUGGAGCGGGUCUUUAAUGAUUUCUCAGUGCUUGGAACCAAUUUCUUUGUGCUGAAGGAGGACAUCCCGAACGGCACGGAACUCCAUUUGGGCGACAUAGUCCUGGUCGAUCUCAUCGAAUGCCAAUAUGCGAAGUUCGUCAAGCGCGCCAUCAAGCUGGCCAUGCAGGAGAAGAACUUUGGUGCCCUCAAAGGACAAAAGAUGUCCAGCGCGGAGGCUGUGAAUGAUGUUCAACCAGUUACCAUCACCGGAUCGGAUCGGUACAUAACCACGGAGUUGUGGGAGCGCCACCGCGUCACUCUGAAGCUGAAGAACAACAUCAAUCGGAUGCUGCGCCUGGAGAGCGUCACUAUCACCAACCCUGCUGAAUCCCAGCUAAGUGUGGUUGAGCCGACGGAGCUCACGGAGAUCGUGAAUGGCGGACAUAUACCCAUUGUUCUGGAGGUGCAGACCAAGUUCAUGGGCGAAGCUAUUGAGCGGUAUACCCUCAACUUUGAGAGAUUCAAGGUGACGCGCUGCUUCACCGUGAUUGUGUGCGAGAACGAGGAGGAGGCACUCGCGGCAGAGAAGCGUCUCAUAGCCGCCGAUAGCCUGACUGCGCCGGGACGCACCGUGGGCCAGAGAUCUCGGUUCUAUGCCAACCAGGUGUGGUCGCACAAGCUGGAGGUGGUGCCGGGCGAGUGCAUUGCCACCAAGCGCCGGUUCGUGGCAGUGCGAUUGGGAUACUUCGAGGUUCCUGAGAAGCUGCGCUUACUCUAUCUGACCACCGAACGUCGCAUGGAAAUGUUCGAAGCCAUUGAACAGCAGUAUCCUUGCAUCAACGAGCCCCUUACGAUCGUCAACUACAUCCAGCGCUUUAGCCUGUUCCUGCACCUCGAGGAGAUCGAGUACUUCAUUAGCUUCCGCAACUACGAUCGAGAUCGUGCCCAUUUCCAACGGGAUGGAGAGUUCUUGUCGCUGCAGAUCGAGAACCUAGCCGAGCGUCGCCCUUCGCUGGUCGUGGGCGAUGUGGUGCGAGCCGUUAAUCCCUGGGUGGAAACUUGUUCUGGGGACAACAAGACCUUCGAGGGCAUCAUCCACAAGGUUCUCUUCAAUCGGGUGCUGCUCAAGUUCAAUGCCAGUUUCCAGGACAAGUACAACGGCGAAGACUACCGCUUGGAGUUCUAUUUCUCGCGAUUCGGUUUCCGUAAACAGCACUAUGCCAUAUCUCGCAUUGUUACCCAACUGGGCGAGCAGUUCCUCUUCCCGAAGAAGAUCCAGAAACGCAUCCACCCCCAACUGGAGGUGAGGAUGGAGGGCCAUGACAUGUACCUCUUCGACUCGCACAUUCCGUGGUACAACCACUCGCUCAACUACAUCCAGAAGCGCGCCGUCUACCACAUCUUACGUGGCGAGGCCAUUGACGUUCCCUACGUGAUCUUCGGGCCACCUGGCACUGGGAAAACGGUGACCCUGGUGGAGGCUAUCCUGCAGCUGGUCAGGAAUGUGCCGGGUGCACGACUGAUGGUCGGAACUCCAUCGAACAGCUCUGCUGAUCUGCUGACCAAGAGGAUCAUUGAGAGCAAUGCCUUGCCGCAGGGCGACUUUAUCCGCCUGGUGUCCCAGAACCAGAUCGAGAAGGACCUGAUUCCCCCCGAGCUAAUGAGCUACUGUGCCACCGUGGACAUUGGUUCCAUGGGCACCUGCAGCGAUAAUAUGAUGGUCACUGAAUCGGGCUUGAAGCUGCGCUGCCAGAUGAAGUUCAUGGGCCGCCACAAGGUCACCAUCUCGACUUGCACCACCUUGGGUAACUUCCUGCAGAUGGGUUUCCCGGCUGCUCACUUUACGCACGUUCUCAUCGACGAGGCUGGCCAGUGCACCGAGCCGGAGACCAUGAUUCCGAAUGUGCUGCUCGUAAAGGGUCACUGCCAGACCGUUCUUGCCGGCGAUCCCCACCAGCUGCAGGCCAUCGUCAUCAAUCGGUAUGCGGGCGACAGGGGAUUCGCCAAGUCCUUCUUGGAGAGACUUCUCGAGUGCGGACCGUACAAGAAGGACAUGCAACGUUACCCCAAGACGUCCGGCUACAAUCCCAUUGUCCUGACCAAACUGCUCUACAACUACAGAGCCCUGCCCUCCAUCAUGAACAUCUACAGCAAGCUCUUCUACGACGAUGAACUGGUUUCCAUGGUCGACGAGGAGGACUCCCGCGAAGCCAGGCAGCUGGCCAAACUGUUGAAGGUCUUCGAGCCCAACGUGGACAUGCCCAAGAGCCAUGGCACCUUCUUUUACGGGAUCACUGGGGAAAAUAUGCAGGAGAAUGACUCUCCCUCGUGGUACAAUCCCGGCGAGGCCAGGGAGGUCUUCCUGAUGACCAUUGCUCUUUACCGCUGCAAUGUGACCCCGGAUCAGAUCGGGAUUCUGACUCCUUACGUGAAGCAGGUGAAGACCAUGAGGAACAUGUUCAUGGGCACAAAUGUGGCUAUGCCAAAGAUUGGAUCUGUGGAGGAGUUUCAGGGACAGGAACGCGACAUAAUGCUGAUUUCGACUGUGCGUUCUACGGAGUCCAUUCUCCGGGCUGAUUACCGUCUCUGCCUGGGAUUCGUGCGCUGCAACAAGCGGAUGAACGUGGCCAUCUCUCGAGCUCGCUCUCUGAUGAUUAUUUUCGGGAAUCCCCAUCUUUUGUCCGUCGACGACUGCUGGCGCCACCUGAUCCUCUUCUGUGCCAACAACAACGCCUAUUUUGGAUGCGAACUGCCGGCCAUGAUCCAUGACAAUGAUGACGAUGAGGAAAGCAAGAAGGAUACCUUUGGAUGCGUUCCUUGAAACCAUUUUUUAUAUUUAGUAUUUUUUCAUUUCUUCAAAAACGAAUAACUUGUAACUCUGAUUUCUUAUAAUUUUGCUUAUUUUGUUCUCAUAUGAGUUGUGUACAGACGUUACCUGUAGUUUUUACUCA
Messenger RNA from Drosophila ananassae, 3703 nucleotides. RefSeq names its product probable RNA helicase armi (gene armi). The record is from RefSeq and is a predicted model, not a curated record. Gene Ontology annotation, molecular function: helicase activity. The transcript has 6 exons. The coding region runs from base 4 to 3573 and encodes 1189 amino acids. NCBI's taxonomy places the organism in Eukaryota, Metazoa, Arthropoda, Insecta, Diptera, Drosophilidae.